This is a messenger RNA of Nicotiana attenuata, 1449 nucleotides long. RefSeq lists its product as uncharacterized. Lineage: Eukaryota; Viridiplantae; Streptophyta; Magnoliopsida; Solanales; Solanaceae. Bases 1 to 1449 code for a protein of 482 amino acids. Gene Ontology annotation, molecular function: zinc ion binding; nucleic acid binding. The record is from RefSeq and is a predicted model, not a curated record. The transcript is spliced from 4 exons.
AUGUCAAUUGAUAUGAGUUAUUUUGUAAAUGAAAGCUAUAAAGUAAACCUAUCAUCUGAGGAUUUGCAGCGUAUUUAUGAUCCGUGGAAACACUCAGUAAUCAUUAAGCUCUUAGGGAAGCGAAUCAUGCACCACUACCUAAGGAGGAGGGUACAAGAACAAUGGAGGAUUUCCGAGAACUUCCCACUAAUUGAUUUGGGUGCAGACUACUACGUUGCCAAAUUCACAAAUGAAGAACACCUAACUAAAGUCCUACACCACGGUCCUUGGUUCAUCAAUGGACAUUUUCUCUCAGUCCAAAGGUGGGUGCCAAACUUUGUGGCAUCAGCUGCAAAUCCCCUAAGUACUGCUAUAUGGGUUCGCCUCCCCCACCUUCCAACUGAGUUCUACGUUGGUGCGAUUCUUAGGAAAAUUGGGAACACCAUUGGGAGAUUGUUAAAAGUCGACGCAUGCACAUCAACUACCCUACGUGGUCGGCAUGCUAGAUUAUGUGUGGAAAUCCCCUUGGAUCAACCAGUCAAAUCUUUCAUAUUCAUUGGGUCACAUAAGCAGUCCAUCCAUUACGAAGGAGAGAAUUUUCUCUGCAAAAGAUGCGGUAGGCUUGGACAUAUCAGUCCACACUGUCCUUAUUCCAGGACAUCAACAGCUCCAAAAGAAAAGGAACCGCAGAGUCCCCAAAAAAACCUUCAAGAUCCAAGCAAUGAAAGCUGGGAGACAGUUUCGUUUAACAGGCUCAAAAGCAGAGGCACACGUUCUAAACUAAUUGUUGUUAACGAUUCAGACACGCCAGGUAUUAACAACCCUUUAUAUGCUAUUAGUAAAGAUAUUCAUCUUACCAUUAACAACAAAUUCCACUCAUUAGCCUUAUCGCCCACAGAUUCCACCAAUAACCAAGAUCAAAUGGUAUUGGAUGAAAACAAUGAGCAAUGCAUGGAAGGUGCUGUGAUACCACCCUCCUUCACGCCCCAAUCAUUAGCUUGGCCUACAAUUAGCAAUACCCCCCGUAUAAACUCCCAUUCUAGUCCCAAACAAUAUCAAUAUGCCAAGAAUUCCACACUCACUAAGAAGGAGAAACAGACUGAUCCAAGUUCUCCGUCAAUCUCCUCGUCCAACUAUGAACAAUCUGCCACCCCUCCCACCUCAAAUCCCAAAUCCAACAGUCUACUACACUUCUCCACCAUUACCUCCAAACUACCAACCUCUCAACUGGAUGGAAGCAGGCUUAAUGGGCCAUGCGAUCUCCUUCAAUAUGGAGAUCAAUGGCCAGGACACAGUCAUUGUGAUUCAAAAUACCCCCUACCUGGCACAACUUAUAUCGGAGGGGGUGAGGUUGGCCAUGAACAACUUCAUGACACAAACCUGGAUCAACAAUGUGCUCCAGCAUCUUGCACCAUCCAUGAAUGCCAACCUGCUUCAAGCCAUGCAAAGCCACUGGAAUCUCCCACCUAG